AUGAACCUCCAGCAAGUGAAGCCAACAUAUCAGCAGAAGAGAGGUUUGUACUUGCAAACCAGAAAUAUCGUUCAAAUCUCCGUUCGUAACUUGUUAAUGUUACUUCCGGCCCGGCCCGCAGGUCAGGUCAUCAUCGCACGGCAAUCUUCUCCUCCCAUCUGUGGCGAACAGGAGAUGAUUAGCUUAGUUACGCAGCAAGAUGACGAUAAAAUUUUAAAACUAAGAAUUGUAGGGCUGUACCCAAAGGGUAGCCCUUCCAGAAAUUCUCGAGGGCUUAGGUGUAAACCAAACCCAAGAGGGGGUUUGGAAAUAGUUUUCAACCAGCAAUAGACGCGCCUCGGUUAGAACCUCAUUAGCUGCGUCAUUGCCCCAAGCGCAAAGAUACUAUUUCCCAUGCCCCAGCCCCUUAUUAUAUACUACUUUCAAUUGCUUUAGGUUU
Molecule: messenger RNA, 439 nt
Organism: Erythranthe guttata (spotted monkey flower)
Lineage: Eukaryota; Viridiplantae; Streptophyta; Magnoliopsida; Lamiales; Phrymaceae
Source: RefSeq, a predicted model, not a curated record